Molecule: messenger RNA, 1515 nt
Organism: Truncatella angustata
Lineage: Eukaryota; Fungi; Ascomycota; Sordariomycetes; Amphisphaeriales; Sporocadaceae
Product: sugar transport protein
Exons: 2
Coding region: 1-1515 (504 amino acids)
Biological process (GO): transmembrane transport; carbohydrate transport
Cellular component (GO): membrane
Molecular function (GO): carbohydrate:proton symporter activity
Source: RefSeq, a predicted model, not a curated record
AUGCCGUUAUCACCGCAUACUUACCAGUUUCUGGUCGGCGUUUUCGCCUCCAUGGGCUCUGCCCUGUACGGAUACGAUCUUGGUGUCAUCGCCGGUGUCAUCGGCAGCGAACAUUUCUUGGUGGAAUUCAACAAACCAACCACGGCACAAACCGGUGCCGUCGUUUCCCUCUUUACGGGCGGUGCCUUCUUUGGUGCCAUGUUUGCCGGUAUUUCUGGUGACAAGCUGGGUCGGAAAAUGACUAUCUUCCUCGGUGCCUUGCUGUUCCUCGUUGGUGGCGCUGUUCAGACGGCUGCCCAGACCCUCAACUACCUCUACGCCGGUCGUGCGUUUGCUGGAUUGGGCGUCGGCUUCUUGACCAUGAUUAUCCCCCUGUACCAGGCCGAGAUUGCACACCCUUCCAUUCGUGGAAGAGUCACCGCUCUCCAGCAGUUCAUGCUGGGUAUCGGUGCGCUAAUGGCUGGAUGGAUUACGUGGGGAACCAACAUGAACUACAAUGACGAUAAGCAAUGGCGCAUCCCACUUGGUAUCCAAAUGUUACCCGCCGUUAUUCUUGCUGCUCUCAUCCUCUUCUUCCCCGAAUCGCCCCGUUGGCUCAUCGACCACAACAAGGCCGAGAAGGGUCUACAAACCCUCGCAAACCUCCAUGCCCAUGGAAAUAUCAAUGACCCCUGGGUUCAGGCCGAGUACGCACAGAUUCAAGAGGCCAUUGAAUUCGAGCAUGAGCAUGAAGCCAAGUCUUAUGUCGAGCUUGUCAAGAACAAGUCCGCCUUCCGCCGACUCUUCAUUGCCGUUGCUCUACAGGCUUCCGUUCAGAUGACCGGUGUCUCCGCAAUCCAAUAUUUCUCAGUCAACAUCUUCAAACAGAUUGGCAUUUCUACCAAUGACGCGCUCAAGUACCAGGCCAUCAACUCGAUCCUCGCCCUCAUUGCUCAAGUUACCUGUAUUGCCACCAUCGAUCGCUUUGGGCGCCGCUGGCCUCUCAUCAUCGGCAAUCUCUUCAACUCGCUCAUGUUCCUCAUCGCUUGUAUUCUUCUCUACAAGUUCCCACCGGUGACUGAUUCAGGUAGCACUGCGGGCUGGGGUUUCAUCAUCAUGACAUGGCUUUACAACAUCUCGUUCUCAUACUCCUGUGGUCCCCUCUCGUGGAUCAUCCCCGCCGAGAUUUUUGACACGCACACGCGAUCCAAGGGUGUCUCGAUCGCGACCAUGACCUCGUAUGCUUUCAACACCAUGAUCGGACAAGUGACGGAUAUUGCCAUAGAGAGAAUUGGUGGUUGGCGCUACUUCAUCGUCUUCGUGGUGUGCAACUUCACCAACGCCGUCUUCUUCUUCCUUAUCCUCCCCGAGACCAAGAAGGUUCCUCUCGAGGCAAUGAACGACCUGUUCAGAAACGCGCCGUUGAUCAUCGGAUUCAAGAGCAGAGAGUCUUACCAGGCAGACCUGCUGACAAAUGAGCUGGAUAGACGUGCCGAGGAGAAGGGCGCUGCUAGGCACGACGAGGUGAUUGCUUAA